AAGCUAUGGGGGGGCUCAUCAUCUGAAGAAUUUGUCGAAAAACUCGCACUUUUUCAGUCUUUUCCUAAUUUCUCCUAAAAGGAAAACGUUUUGGAAAAAACGACACAUAUUUUUGUGGAGCAAGGCAAGGCGAAUCUUCGGGCGUAUGAAAGAAGUCUCUAGCUCCCAUGGCAAAAAACUAGAUAGUAUUGCGCGGUGAGAACCUCAAGGUUCGAGUGAUCAAUGUUUGAUUAGCUACAAGAGUUUAAGACUUGAAGAAAAGUCAUUGAAUGACAAGUGCCUAGAUGUGUUUCAGGAUGCUGAAUCCAAAAACCGCACCGGUGAGAUCGAAAAAUGAAAAGAUCAGGAGAUAAUCGGGAUUUUUCUGAAAAAUCGGUUUUUCGAGGUUUUUGACGCCCUCACAGUAUUUUGGGGUUUUCUGCAUGAAAAGUCAGUCAAAUCGAAAAAAUAAGAUCAGAUUCGUGAUCAACAGCGUCUGACAAAUCAGAAUAUGUGUUUGAAAAUUCAGAAGCUUUUCCACUUGAUUUUUGCAUUGCCGGCACCUUAAUAACUUUCACUCACCAAACGUUGAGACAAAUGUGAAAAGCAUCAUACUUUUAGUUCGAUAUUGAGUAGUGGUCGUCCAUCCUCUUACUAGUCACGCUCGUUCACAGUGGAGAAGGACUAAUUAGUCACAAUUCUCUGAAUCAUCUUUCAUGCAUCAUGUCUGAUAGAACGGAAAGAAAUAUUUAGUGUAUUCUCCACACAUUUCGCCAUCGAUCUAGGCAAAAACCAGGCUUUCAUGAUGAAUGGAGAAUAGAGAGGAAAUUUUGUAAUAAUAAUCCCGUGCUCAAAAAUUUAACAUCUUUUUAAGGGAUUAAUUUUUUUCUCAGCUAAAUAAUGUAAGUAAGCUGAGAAAACUUCAGAACAUAUACUUCGAAGUAUCCUCUACAAACCGGGAACGCUAGAGGAAAAUCUAAAUGGCCUUCCGAUGGAAAUGGCCUUCUAUUCUGAAAAGUGUUUCUUGUAAUAAAAUCUAUUGUUUUUUUAUAUAUAUAUAAUCACUUAAUAUUUUAGUAUCUUGGUUCACAAAAAAAAAUAUCAAUAUUAGGUGGUUAUAAAAAUUUAAUAAAAGAAGGUGGUGUAUUAAGUUUAUGGCGCGGUAAUGGUAUGAAUGUUAUAAAGAUUAUACCUGAGACUUCAUUGAGAUUUGCAUCGUAUGAACAAUUUAAAAAGUUAUUCCAAAAAAUACAAAAUAAAGAUACGCAAGCUGCUACAGGCACUAUCGAAAAAUUUUUAGCCGGAAGUUGUGCUGGUGCUUUGUCUCAAACUGUCAUUUAUCCACUUGAUGUGUUAAAAGUACGUUUCAGUUUACAAAGGACUGGUGAGUAUGCUGGUAUGUUUGACGCAAUCAAGAAAAUUUCUAGUCAAGAAGGAUACAGAGCAUUUUGGCGUGGAUAUUUAUUAAAUAUUGCUGGAAUAAUUCCAUAUGCUGGAUUUGAUUUAGCAUGCUACGAGGCAACUGUCUCAUUGAAAAGUGAUUCAAAACAUGUUGCACCAGUUGGACAGAUGUUUCGUGACGUAUGGCGUACAGAAGGUAUUGUGGGAUUCUAUCGUGGACUCGUACCCAAUAUUUUAAAAGUAGUGCCAGCGGUAUCCAUUAGUUAUCUUGUUUAUGAAACAGUUAUGAAAGAAAUAAAAAAAUAG
This is a messenger RNA of Didymodactylos carnosus, 1686 nucleotides long. Lineage: Eukaryota; Metazoa; Rotifera; Eurotatoria; Philodinida; Philodinidae. The record is from the annotation of a GenBank genome assembly.